GCCGGCCAAGGGCGGGACCAUCUUCGACUAGCGUACGAGGUGACCCUUCGCCGGUCACUCUUACCCAGGGUCGCUCGUGCGUUUAGUCGACAUCUGCCCGGCCGAUGGCCAGCAGAGCUGCCGCCCGCGACGCCCCUGGGCCUCUGAAAGCAGGCUCGGGCGUGUGGGCGUUCUACCACGCGCCCAGCCAUCGACAAGGCUUCCGCUACGUGAGGCUGCUGGAGAGCGAGGAGGGCGGACGCCCGGCCGAGGCCGCUCCCGGCGCGGGCACGGUGGGCCUCUCCACGGGCUGGGUCGAGGCGACCGUGGCCGAGGACUGGCGGCCUGCCGAGGGGGGCGGGAAGAGCGCCCAGGUGGUGGUCCACCUGCGCGGCUUCUUCGCCGACCCCUACCGGCCGGACCCCGAGCCGGUGGACUGCAUGUACUGGAAGCUCGGGCGCGGGCUCGUGCGGCCCCUGGACGAGUCACGGCCGCCCGUGGAGCUGUCGUUGUUCGUGGCGAGGUGGUGGCAGUACGACAACCCCGAGGCGCGUGCCCGCUCCCACAACAUCCUGCACAAGGGCCUCAUGGAGGACGUCCUCGAGGGCAAGGGGUCUCCGCACGAGGCCUUCGGGACCGCUGGCCAGUACGAGGUCUACACCGCCUUCGUGCGAGGCGGCGAGGACCUGGACGCCCUCGGCGAGGGCCUCGCCGCGCAGCUGCACAGCCGGCGCCGGGCGGCGCUCUACUUCCUGUGGCCCUCGCAGCGGCUCGGCCGCGAGCGCUUCGCGGCGGGCUACGUGGCCGAGCGGUCGCUCACGGGCCUGAUGCGGCGCAUGGAGGCCGGCGGCGUCAGGCCUGGACCCCCUGGCGAGGCCGAACACUUGCGGGAGCCCUCGGCCGUGGAUGUCUUCUGCCUCUGCCGGGCUCCACGGCGCGAGGCCCUGCCGGCAGUCUGCUGGGCGCUCGGGGUGCCGCUGGCGCGGGCGCUGGGCGCGCUGCUGGGCCGCGGCUGCGGCCUCGACGAUGGGCGCCAGAGGGUGGACCUGUUCUUGCAGCUGCUGCGGGAGAGCAGCGACCUCGCGGACGCCGACGUCGUCUGCGUCCAGGAGUGCUACGGGGCGCUGCUCUGCCCCGGCGGGUAUCCGCGGCGGCUGGCGGAGGGCGCCGCCGCGCUCGGCUACGUGCACGCGGUGGUGCCCUCGAGGUGCCCGUUCUUCCCCGCGUGGCUGGCCCUGAACAGCGGCCUCCUCAUCCUGUCCAGGCGCAGAAUCGUGUCGUUUGCCGAGCUGGCGUUUGGCAUCCACACCGAGGCGGGCAACGUCAACCGUGGCGCCAUGCACGCAGAGCUGGAAGGCCCCGGGGACUACAGACAGGAUACCGACGCGCUGAAUUUCUACGUGACCUACAUCAGCAGCUCACACAACACGCGCAUACUCUCCGAGUUCUCCAACACGACCAGCUUCCCGACCGACAUGCAGCAUACGUCGCAUAUCUGGUCCAGCAAGCAGCGAUCCCUCACUACCCACGUCACGGAGGACAUCCAGUUUGGCUCAAAGACGCUCAGCGUACACGACAAGAACUCCUUCGAGAACGUGCACAACUACGUGACAAAGUUCAGCAGACAUCGUGCAGGCACUAAGGCAGGCCCGAAGAAACGUAACUAUUUGGCAUUCCCGAGUGUACGACCCGCAUCUGACCACUACUGCGCCGCCCUCGGCAAGCCCGCCACCGACGGCGGCCUCGCGGCGACACCUACACACCUCAGCAUCUACGUCUCAAGCGACGCCGCCGCCCAGGAGCUCCACCAGCGCCCCGAGAACGACAUCCACAUCGUCGGCGAGUACCGCGUGGACCCCGCACUAGACUCUCUCCUCUCUGCGGCACAGGACCUCGACGCUAUGGCCAAACGCCUCAUGACGCUCGCGCGCAUCGCGACCUUCAAGCUACGCAGUGCACACAUCCCACACCUCGCGAAGAGCUACGACAUGCGCAACGCCUUCGGCACAGGCGACACUGACCGAUUAUUGGCAGCACAUCGAGUACGCACCGACGAUCCCCACUUCGAGGACAUGCUCACGCAACAUCGACUCCGCGCCACCAUGCGCAUCGAUGCCAGUGACGACAUCAUCGGACUCCACCCUGGCAGUGGAGGCCGCAUGGGCGACAGCAACGAGCCCGAGCUCUUCAUGGAAUCCUUCUAUCCACUCAUCAUUGACUGGGGCGCAGGGCUCAAUGCCGUCAUUGGAGACGGCCUCAUCUGCACCAACCCCAUCACAGGCACCGCCCAUCGCAUCGACAUGGGCGCCUUCAUCGACGACAUCGCACGUGCGAUCGUCGUCCCCGACGGCGCACUCCGACAGGCCCUAGCAAUAGACUGCAUCGACGUCUCUAGUACGAAUGCCAAGCUCCGACAUGGUGGAUAUGCGCAGAAUGCGCACAAGCAGGAGACAUUAGUACGACUCGCGACCAGCAACGCCACCAAGCAGGCCGAACGACAGCUAAGCGGCACAUGCAUGACCAAUCUUAUCCACCCCGGCUCCUAUAUCCAUGUCGACGGCUACAACACCCGUGAGGACCUCCUCGGUGCCCAGGCGGCCCCCAUGGGCGACGACCUCCGUGGCCUCUGGGACAUUGACGACGACAUUCGGAAGAUUUUCAGGGACCCCGAGAUCCAGGAGGCAUUCCAGCAGAUCGAUUUCAGCUACUGA
This is a messenger RNA of Prorocentrum cordatum, 2690 nucleotides long. The record is from the annotation of a GenBank genome assembly. NCBI's taxonomy places the organism in Eukaryota, Dinophyceae, Prorocentrales, Prorocentraceae.